CUAUUGUUUACACAACAACGCGUCGACUAUACAGACACCUGAUGGCUGUGCUAAUAAUGCUACAUAAUCUGACGCUUCCUAUCGGGCCGCGUCGAGCGUGUGGUUCCACUCGCAGUUCGCCGACACUAUUCGACUAGACUACAUAAGUGAAGUGGCACAUCAUCGUGUGUAUUUCGAAUUUUGGCUCUGUGUACUUCUUUAUUGUGUAGGUUUCUAGGUUAGCAUCAAAUAGAAUUCAAAAUGAGAUGAUGGAAAAACCGAAAAGGCCGAUGUCGGCGUAUUUGCUGUGGCUAAAUAGCGAGCGCGGGAAGAUCAAGGCUGACCACCCCGGCCUGAAGGUGACCGAGGUGGCCAAGAAGGCUGGCGAGAUCUGGCGCUCCAUGGACGACAAGAGCACUUGGGAGGAGAAGGCGGCCGAGGCCAAGGAGCAGUACGCGAAGGACCUCGAGUGCUACAACGCCAACGGCGGCGCGCCCACGCCCAAGAAGGCGCAGAAGCGAGGCGGCGCCAAGGCCAAGCCGGCCAAGGCGAGCCGCACCAAGCACAAGAAGGAGCAGUCGGAGGACGAGGACGCGUCGGCCGACGAGGACGACGCGGGCGACAGCGAGUGAGCGCUCACUAGCGCCACAAACCGAACAUUGUGAGUGAGUGUAUAGCGAUGUGUGCACCGGUACUGACGCGCAGUGCACUCGACAGCCUCCACUGUUUCUAAUAACUACUUACUAUACUAUCUACUAUGAAAGUGUACUAAUAUAAGCCGAAAUCAUUCAUCAAUCGGGUUUCAUCAUCGUAUUCAAUCAUACAUUUUUAUGUUAAGUAUUAUUGUCGAUUAUGUAUCGGCUUGUUGGUAUUAAGUAUCCCCCUGGGCGCCUACUCUUACGAUCUCUGCGAAUUUCGACUGAAUUAGAUAAAAUGAACCUCCUAGAUAAAUGACUCAUCAUCCCACACAGUCAAUGCGUUCAUUUCAUUAGAUCUUCAUGUGUAAAUAUUUUAUGAUUUGAUGUUAGGUCGCUUCUGUAAGUCAGAUUUGUCAUGCAUUUAUUAGAUAUAAGAUUACAAAAACUAAGCUCGUCUGAAAUAAAUAAAAAAUCUACCCCA
Molecule: messenger RNA, 1098 nt
Organism: Helicoverpa zea (corn earworm)
Lineage: Eukaryota; Metazoa; Arthropoda; Insecta; Lepidoptera; Noctuidae
Product: high mobility group protein D-like
Exons: 2
Coding region: 246-611 (121 amino acids)
Molecular function (GO): transcription cis-regulatory region binding
Source: RefSeq, a predicted model, not a curated record